AUGAUUAUUAACAAUUAUGUUCAGAGAGUUAAAUUAUUAGUUCUUUCUCGUUCUCUCGUUCGUUCUCCCUCGUUCUUUCUCUCCCUUUUUCUCUCUCUCUCUCUCUCUCUCUCUCUCUCUCUCUCUCUCUCUCUCUCUCUCUCUCUCUCUCUCUCUCUCUCUCUCUCUCUCUCUCUCGCGUUCUCUCUCUCUCUUCUCUUGUUCUCUCUUUCUCUCGUUCUCUCGUUCUCCCUCGUUUUCUCGUUCUCUCUCUCUUCUCUCUCUCUCUCUCUCUCUCUCUCUCUCUCUCUCUCUCUCUCUCUCUCUCUCUCUCUCUCUCUCUCUCUCUCUCUCUCUCUCUCUCUCUCUCUCUCUCUCUCUCUCGUUAUUUCACUCUCGUACUCUCGCUCUCGCUCUCGAUCGUUCACCCUCGUUCUCUCUCGCUCGUUCCCUCUCUCGUUCUCUCCCUCUCGUUUCUCGUUUUCUCUCUAUCGUUCUCUCUCUCUCGUUCUCUCUCGUUUUCUUUCUCUCUCGAUCUCUCUCUCUCUCUAUCGUUCUCCCUCUCUCGUCCUCUCUCUCUCUCGAUCUCUCUCUCGUUCUCUCUCUCUCUCUCUCUCUCUCUCUCUCUCUCUCUCUCUCUCUCUCUCUCUCUCUCUCUCUCUCUCGUUCCCUCUCUCUCGUUCUCUCUCAUUCUCUCUCUCUCUCUCUCUCUCUCUCUCUCUCUCUCUCUCUCUCUCUCUCUCUCUCUCUCUCUCUCUCUCUCUCUAA
Molecule: messenger RNA, 747 nt
Organism: Closterium sp. NIES-65
Lineage: Eukaryota; Viridiplantae; Streptophyta; Zygnematophyceae; Desmidiales; Closteriaceae
Source: the annotation of a GenBank genome assembly